Messenger RNA from Rotaria sordida, 912 nucleotides. The record is from the annotation of a GenBank genome assembly. Lineage: Eukaryota; Metazoa; Rotifera; Eurotatoria; Philodinida; Philodinidae.
AUGGCUGCAUCUUAUUGGAAAAGUUCUCAAUUUGAACAAUGGUUAUUUGAUCGUCAAGAAUUAAUAGCUUUUCGUCUUCGUGAUAUUGCUUCAUGGCCUUCUAGUAAUGGUUCAUCUCCUAUAACAGAAGAUGAUUAUUUAAAAAUUCUUAUUUUUUAUUCAAAUAUAAUUCAAUAUAUUGGUGAACAAUAUAAAGUUCGUCAACAAGUUAUAGCAACAGCAAUUAUUUAUUUAAAAAGAUUUUAUGCAAGAUAUCCAUUAAAAAGUAUUGAUCCUUGGCUUCUUUGUCCAACAUGUUUAUUUCUUGCAGCUAAAGUUGAAGAAUUUUCUACACUUAAUCAUCAAAGAGUUUGUAAUGCUGCUGCAACUAUAUAUAAAAAAUUUACACAUUUGCUAAAUGGUCCCAAUGAAUAUCCAUAUCAAAUAAAACAUAUACUUGAAUGUGAAUUUUAUUUACUUGAAAUAAUGGAUUGUUGUUUAAUUAUUUAUCAUCCUUAUCGUUCAUUAGAUACAUAUACACGUGAAUUUCAAAUUGAUCAACCAUUAUUCGAAGGUACAUGGCGUAUUAUAAAUGAUUCAUUAAAAACUGAUGCAUCUCUUUUAUAUCCUCCAUAUGAAGUAGCACUUGCUUGUCUUUUACUUGCUGCUAGAUGUCGUGAUAAAAUGGGUAUAAUUAAACAAUAUAUGAUUGAAGCACAAAUUGAUGUUGAAAGAAUAUAUGAAAUUGUUAAACUUUUACUUAAAUAUUAUGAAUUAUUAACAACUUAUGAUGCUGAUUUACCAAAUAUUGAUGGAAAACAAAUGAAAGAAAUUUUAGCUAAAGUACCUAAACCUAAAGUAAUUCCAAUAGGAUCAACUCGUCCAUCAUCACAACCAAAUGAACAACAAUUGCAAUUAACUAUACAACAAUAA